CAGAAGCGGAGCACGGAUGGGAGCAGAGGCGAAGCAGGCCCGCUACCCCCAAGGCCGCAUGGACCCAACCCCAAGGCGACUCUGAAGUGCCCGUGCCCUAGAGCUGGCAGGGUCACCGCCGACGCCUCAGCCCCGAACCCUCCGCCUCUCACGCGCGUCGCCGCCAUCGCCAUCCCCGUUCUACCUCAUCGCAUCUUUUACGUGCCUAUCCCGCCCGCAAUUUGAUUCCCAGCUCGUUUCCCCCAAACUUGGGUGUUCUACUGGAAAGCAGGAAUGCCGUAAGGAUUUGCCGUGGAAUAUAUAUGUCUGAAGGACAGGAAUGUUGUAAGCAAGCACCGAGGAUUGGUCUGCGGCCAUGGAGAAUGAUCAUGGAGAUGGGGAUGAUCUGGGGUCAGGGUGGUUUGAAGUGAAAAAGAAACAUCGGUCCAGCUCAAAAUUCACACUUCAGAGGUCUUCAGGAAGUUCCAGUCAUAAACCUCCAAACUUGUCAUCGCGCCCUCAGACCAACUGUGGUGGUGACAGUUCAAGGUGGUAUGGUAGGCUGCAAUAUCGACCUCAGAGCACAAAUGUUAAUGUUGGUGUUGGUGAAUUUGGUAGUAAUGACACAACUCAAGAUCAUCGUGAAGAAUGUGUUGAUGCAGGCGCUAGCAACCUUAAGACUGGAUUCAAUGUUUCAGCCUCAGAGCAUGCAGUGAACAAGCCUGAACUGCUGUUGGCUGAAGAAACAAGUGAACCUCCCAAAACUGAUAUGGUUGAUCAAACUGAUCUUUCAGGGCCUCAUGAAUCUUCCAACUAUUCAAAUGGUCUUAAAGAAAUUGUUGAACAUUCUGAUCAUGUCCUGGACCCUCCUAAGACAGAGACAGUAGUUGUUUUGUCCAACACUUCUGUCAAGUUCGGAGAUUUUGAUGAAGUCCCAGGUCAAGCAUUACCCUCAGACUCCUCCAGAGAUAAUAAUUCUUCUAGAAAGUACAUGGACGAUGAAGAUGCUACACAAUUCAGAAAUGAAUCAAAAGAUGAAAGUAAACUUGAAGAUGAGAUGAAUUCUAAUACAAAUUUUGAUACAUCUCCUAUCAUGAUUCAUGCAGCAGAGCCACCCAGUGAAAAUAAGAGAAAUCCAUUGCAUCCAUGUGAAAUACCAGAUAGUCCUGUAGAUGUUAGUGAUUCAACUACCUUAGCUGAUCCCCUCUCCCUGCCCUGCUCAAAUAAUGAUCUUGAAGUUCCUGUUACGUCUACCUCCGUUGCGUCCAUGGAAAGCCAAAUACCACUUAAUAUUCAUUCAACAGCUUCUGUAUAUUUUGGAGGUGAAACUUCUGAGAGCAAAGAAAGAUUCAGACAGAGGCUCUGGUGUUUUCUUUUUGAGAAUCUGAAUAGGGCUGUGGAUGAACUGUACCUCCUCUGUGAAUUAGAAUGUGACAUGGAACAAAUUAAUGAAUCCAUGCUCGUUCUUGACGAAGCUACAGCUGAUUUUCAAGAACUAAAGUCCAGGGCAGAACAUUUUGAUAACACCAAAAAAUCUCCUAGUUUACCAAAGGAAGGGAUGCCAAUGACUGUGAAAGCUGACCAUCGGAGACCUCAUGCAUUGUCUUGGGAGGUCAGACGGAUGACAAGUUCGCCACAUAGGCAAGAGAUAUUGUCUUCAUCUCUAGAGGCCUUCCAGAGGAUUCAAUUGGAAUUGGCAUGCAAGCAGGCUGGUAUAACAGCAGAGAGUUUUACAUCCAGCUCUUCUGGAGAAGUUUCAAGUAGGUCCUCAAAGAUGACUACAGCAUCAGCAACUGUUGGGAAUAUCAGUUUGAAAGUAGAGAGUCAUGUAAAACUUUCUGAUAGUAGUGAGAGAAAAGCUACGGAAGAGAGACAGAGAAAGGAGGUAUUGAAGUCAGGUAGAUCAUUCCCACAAAGUAUGCCUUCAUCUUCUACAAAGAGUAGAAGAGGGGCACUAGAACCAAUCUCUGAGAUCGAUAAACUCACUUUUAAGAAGGACAAGGAACUGCCAGAGAGCAAAUUUGACAGGCUCAAGUCAACGGAUAUUCUGAAAAGGAGUACAGCCCAUCUUGAAAAGGAGAAGCAAAAUACAGCACACUGGAAGUCAAUGGAUGCCUGGAAAGAAAAAAGAAACUGGGAAGAUAUACUGAAAUCUCCUGUUCGGAGUUCUCGUGUCUCUCAUUCCCCUGGUGUUGGCAGAAAAGUUACAGAGCGUGGUCGUGUUCUACAUGACAAGUUAAUGUCUCCCGAAAAGAAGAAAAGAAGUGCUUUGGAUACUAAAAGAGAAGCAGAAGAAAAGCAUGCACGGGCUUUGCGAAUUAGGAGUCAGUUAGAAAGUGAGAGAGUCCAGAGACUACAACGUACCACCGAAAAGUUAAGUCGUGUCAAUGAAUUGCAUGCUGUGCGCAGCUCAAAACUGCGAGAAGUAAUGAAUGCACGCCAUCAACGUGGUGAAUCUCGCCAUGAAGCAUAUCUUGCCCAGGUUGCGAAAAGAGCUGGCGAUGAGAGUAUUAAGGUCAGUGAGGUUCGUUUUAUUACAUCACUGAAUGAUGAAACAAAGAAAUUCUUGCUUAGGCAGAAACUUCAUGAUUCCGAAAUGCGGAGAGCUGAAAAGCUACAAGUGAUUAAAACAAAGCAGAAGGAGGACAAUGCAAGGGAAGAGGCUGUAUCAGAACGAAGAAAGUUCCUUGAAGCUGAGAAAAUGCAGCGCCUCGCUGAAAUACAGCGUAAGAAAGAGGAAGCUAUUGUAAGAAGAGAAGAGGAGCGCAAAGCAUCUAGUGCUGCACGAGAAGCAAGGACCGCAGAGCAGCAACGAAGAAAAGAGAUAAGAGUUAAAGCGCAACAAGAGGAAGCUGAACUUUUAGCACAAAAGCUAGCUGAAAAGCUCCGCGAAAGUGAGCAACGCCGGAAGUAUUACCUUGAACAAAUACGUGAGAGAGCUUCAAUGGAUUUUAGGGAUCAGCCUUCACCUUUUCAGCGCCGCUUCCCAAGUAAAGAUAGCCAAAACCGUUCUGUAUCAGCUAAUAGUGGUGAAGAUUCACAAAUAGUAGGCAAUGCCAGCACUGCAGAGUCUAUGGUUAAAUCAUCCAAUUCCACCCAGAUGAAACGAAGGAUUAAAAAGAUCCGUCAGAGAUUAAUGGCUCUCAAGCAUGAAUUUGUUGAACCAGUCAUAGGAGAGAAUACAGGAAUCGCUCAUAGGACUGCUCUAGGAGCUGCCAAAGCUAAGUUAAGUAGAUGGCUUCAGGAAUUGCAGCGACUUCGUCAAGCUAGAAAAGAAGGUGCUCCGAGUAUUGGUUUGAUUGUAGGUGACAUGACAAAGUAUUUAGAAGGAAAGGAUCUCGAACUGCAUGCUACUAGACAAGUUGGUUUGCUCGAUUUCAUUGCUUCUGCUUUACCUGCCUCUCACACGUCAAGGCCUGUAGCUUGUCAAGUCACUGUUUACCUUCUACGCCUGUUGAGAGUGUUGCUCUCGCUUCCAGCUAAUCAAACUUAUUUUCUAGUACAAAAUCUUUUACCUCCGAUUAUUCCCAUGCUAUCUGCAUCACUAGAGAAUUACAUUAAGGUGGCAGCGUCAAACUCUGGAAGUUUGAAUCUUCCGUCAAGUAAAACUUCAACAGAGAACAUGGAGACAGUAGGUGAAGUUUUAGAUGGCUUUUUAUGGACUGUUACCGUGAUUGUUGGUCACACAAAUUUGGAUGAUGAACAACUCCAAAUGCAGGAGGGUCUGAUAGAGCUGAUUGUAGCUUAUCAAAUAAUCCACCGUCUGCGAGAUUUAUUUGCCCUUUAUGACAGGCCCCAGGUGGAAGGAUCCCCACUUCCAUCAUCCAUACUAUUUGGUCUCAAACUUCUGGCUAUUUUAACAUCCAAACUUGGGAACUUCACUACCAUUGACUGGGAGUCCUGCAAAUGCAGAAUUCCAGGUGCUAAUCUGGCUCAUGAAUGCGAAUAUCUUAGCUCACAAGACAUAGGAGCUGGUGACCAGUCGAUGGAACCGGCCAAAUCUGGAGACGCUAAAUUGCGAUCUACGGAGUUUGGUCUUUCGGAAUGUGAUGACUGCGGGUUUAAUAAACGGGUUGAAGAAAAUAAGUCCUCUGAACAACAUGGAUGUUCCGUUCUAGGAGAUGGAACAUUGGAUGAAACUAGAAAAGACUUGUUAGGCCUCUCUACUGGCCUGAAUAACUCAAGGUCCACACUGGGAAUACAAUCAUCUGAUUUGGGAGAUACAAUAGAUCAGCAUUCUGAAAUUCCUAGUCAGAAAGAUGAAAAUAGCACCAUGGAUGGUUGCCUCGAAGGAAGAAAGUUGAAUAACAUAUGUAUAGUUAUGAAUGACAGUCCUGGAAAAGGCAAUGAGAUAAACCUAAAACAAUCUGUUGUGCGUGUACUUUCUGCCAUGGCUGAGACAGGCCUUGUUAGUCUGCCUUCACUUUUGACAGCUGUGUUGCUGCAGGCGAACAACAGAUCAUCAUCUGAACAGGCUUCAGCGAUUCUUCCAUCAAAUUUUGAAGAAGUAGCCACUGCUGUAUUGAAAGUUUUGAAUAAUGUGGCAUGUUUGGACAUCACCCUUCUGCAGUGCAUGCUGGCUAGAUCAGAUCUGAAGAUGGAAUUCUUCCAUUUGAUCAGUUUCCUUCUGAGUCAUUGCAUGAAUAAAUGGAGAGUACCAAACGAUCAGGUUGGUUUACUGCUUCUGGAAUCUCUGCUGCUUCUUGGCUACUUCUCUUUGUUCCAUGCCGGGAAUCAAGCAGUUCUUCGAUGGGGUAAGAGCCCCACAAUACUUCACAAGGUGUGCGACCUGCCGUUUGUUUUCUUCAGCGACCCUGAGUUGAUGCCCAUCUUGGCCGCUGCUCUUAUUGCCGUUUGCUAUGGCUGUGAUCAAAAUAGAAGUGUAGUACUGCAAGAAGUAAGCUCGGAUAUGCUAUGCUCUUUGCUUCGGUCCUGUAGAUCAUCAGGACAGACGGCUUCAGAUUGCAUUGCUACCGGUUGUUCUGGGGCUAACAAUUCCAGUGAUAAUAGCACGCAGAUCUCACUGGAUUUCAGAAACUCACUAGCUGACAUCUCAGUACGGUCAAGCCGCAAAAAUGUGCGUCCAGUUUUAGGAAAAGGCAUUUCAGGGCCCAUCAAACUAAACAGAAAUAAGAAUCAAAAGGAUGCUAGAGGAACAAGAACUGAUGAGGAUGGACCUCUGAAGCAAAGGGCUGGUGAAGCUUCAUCGGCUUUUAUGUUGCAUAGAAAAAUUCCAGCUUAUUUCUUGGACAGAGCAGAAGAGUUCUUCUGCAGCGGAACAGAAUACAACACUGAAUAGCACAGGCUGACCGAGUUAUGCAAAAAGAUACUUCCGACCACUUCCGAUCCAUAAUCCCCAACACUUAAUGGAUCGGAGGGCGUGCUGAAUUUGGGUUUUCUCAGUGAUGGUGCGCCAGGCUAAUGCAUCAUGAGGCAACGACACCUGGCAAUGAUGAUUCCAGCAUUUGAUUGUACAGUUUUUGAAAAGGGAAUGCCCGUUUUCAAUAGGCUGGUUCGGAGUUACCUGGCCUGUUACUUUUUUGGUCGAAUCUUGGGGCUAGAGACACAACGGCGUCAGAAGUUGUUACGUAGAGAAUGAGCUUGCUAUGCGAUACAGCGUUGUGUAUGCCUCAAAUGCCUGUUUCUUCAAAAGAAUUGUAUAGAAAAAAAACUACUGUAUCAAUUCUAAUAAACAAAAUCUGGCGUCAACAAAGCCACAUAGUGAAGAACUGUUAUAAGUUAUACUCCAUAUGUUGUCGUUUGGGUCAAAGCUUCAGUUCAAAGUUUA
Messenger RNA from Brachypodium distachyon (stiff brome), 5767 nucleotides. RefSeq names its product S phase cyclin A-associated protein in the endoplasmic reticulum. The record is from RefSeq and is a predicted model, not a curated record. Lineage: Eukaryota; Viridiplantae; Streptophyta; Magnoliopsida; Poales; Poaceae. The coding region runs from base 356 to 5278 and encodes 1640 amino acids. The transcript is spliced from 9 exons.